AUGAGUAUGCACGCAGUCCGGUGGCAUGGCGAUGAGAAUGGCAUGUCCCUGAAGUACGAAACAGUAGACAAACCGCACCUCCGACCGGGAUGGGUAAUGGUGAAGAAUGCCUGGUCUGGGAUUUGUGGCUCUGACUUGCACGAGUAUUGCUAUGGGCCUAAGAAUGGACCUUUGACGCCGCAUCCGGUGACUGGAGAGUCUCUGCCAACUGGCGUUGGCCACGAGUUCUCUGGCACAGUCCAUGCAGUCGGAGAAGGGGUGUCGGAUCUGGAAGUCGGCCAGAAGGUGGUUGUAUUUCCGUCGAUCAUGGACCACACCUGUCAUUACUGCCACGAGGAGAUAUUUGGUCUGUGCGAGUCAAGAGGCUUCAUGGGCUACAGCGGUUACGGUGGAGGCAUGCAAGAGUACGUCUGUGUUGAACGGAUCGCCAUCCACAAAGUGCCACACCACGUUCCUUUGGAUAUUGCUGCCCUAACUGAGCCGCUGGCGGUGGCAUGGCAUGGGGUGCUUUUAUCUAACCCAAAACCCGACCAUGUCGCCCUCGUUCUAGGCGCAGGGCCCAUCGGUGUCAGUGUCAUAAUGGGGCUGCAGGCGCACGGAGUCCAGAACAUUUAUGUGUCUGAGCCGUCCGAGCAGCGUGCUGAAAGGGCAAUGGCAGCCGGCGCGACCAAGGUGUUCAAUCCGGCCAAAGACAACAUUGUCGCAUCUAUCCAAGCGGUGAGCGAUGGGCUUGGUGCUCAUAUUGUAUUUGAAUGUGCUGGGGUGCAGAGCGCAUUGGAUGCUGCGUUUGCGGGGGCGAGGGGGAAAGCGAGAGUCAUUGAACUGGCUAAAUAUCCACAGCCAGUCUCAGAGUUCCAGGAAGUGGUUGAUGCUGUUGCCUCCGGGCGCAUCGGAGCUCCAGGCGCUAUGGUUACUGCCAGGAUUCCACUUCAGGAUGCCAUUUCUGGCGGGUUCGAAGAAUUGCUGAAAACAAAGGACAAGCACUGCAAAAUUCUCGUUCAGUCCGACUCGUUGUCCGCCGAGAAUCUGGUGUAA
Aspergillus puulaauensis is the source of this 1035-nucleotide messenger RNA. RefSeq lists its product as uncharacterized. The coding region runs from base 1 to 1035 and encodes 344 amino acids. The transcript is spliced from 6 exons. Gene Ontology annotation, molecular function: (R,R)-butanediol dehydrogenase activity; zinc ion binding. Lineage: Eukaryota; Fungi; Ascomycota; Eurotiomycetes; Eurotiales; Aspergillaceae. The record is from RefSeq and is a predicted model, not a curated record. Gene Ontology annotation, biological process: butanediol biosynthetic process. Gene Ontology annotation, cellular component: cytoplasm.